This is a messenger RNA of Oncorhynchus kisutch (coho salmon), 5295 nucleotides long. RefSeq lists its product as uncharacterized. NCBI's taxonomy places the organism in Eukaryota, Metazoa, Chordata, Actinopteri, Salmoniformes, Salmonidae. The coding region runs from base 497 to 2140 and encodes 547 amino acids. Gene Ontology annotation, biological process: B cell receptor signaling pathway; intracellular signal transduction; T cell receptor signaling pathway. Gene Ontology annotation, cellular component: plasma membrane; membrane raft. The transcript is spliced from 9 exons. The record is from RefSeq and is a predicted model, not a curated record.
CUAAGUGGAGGAGGCCGUUGGAGCGAAUGGGUAGGACGCCUGCCUCCAUCACAUGGUCCAACGUAACCGAGAAACCUCGAGCACAGAUGGAGCAGGACGGGAAACCGAGAGACGAGCCCCUCUGGUAGUGGCGAGAAGCAUCCUCUGAAAUAGAAACAUAAGCUGUCCCUUCUGUAGCAGAAACGGAAAAACGGACGCAAGAAAAAAAGCAACAAUUAAACCGACUGUUUUGCACAGUGUCAUGCUGCUUUCGCGUUUAAUAAUAUCACGGACGAGUCAGGGAAGGUUGUGAGUGAGUGAGGGGGUGGAUCUUUUUGCUGAGAAUGAAAUCCAAGGCGCUUGUUGUCCCAAGUGAAUUCAUUUGAAGAGCUUGCAGAGACACAGAGCGACCGGGAUGCCGCCCAACAUCGCUCCUCCUAUUCAUCCGCGAGGUUAAGUUUUCCUGAGCACCCUCCUUCUGUGUGAGUGUGUGUCUGAGUGUGUGUCUGAGUGUGUUAUGGCGUCUGUGAUGGACGAUUCCUACCGUAAGGUGCUGUUGCUAGGGGCCAUCGCUGCAGCGUCAGCCUUUGUGGUCACCAUCGUCAUCGUGGUGGUUUGUGUGGGCUGCCAAAGGAAAAACAAGACCAAGCAUCCUCCGGCCAAUGGAGAGAAGGGCUCCUCAGUAGACCUGGGUGCUCUCCAUCAGCCCAAGAACAGCUCCAUCAGUAAAUCUGACACUAGGCUGCAUGAGAUCAACCGCUUGCCCCGCAACGGCAACAGUGGGGGUAAGAACCGUCCUGCCAGUAUGGACCUUCUCCUCCUCCACAGCCAUCGCUCCACCUCUGACCUCCGCCCCCCCCUUGUCCGCCAGCUCCCCCAGAUCCCCACCAGCCCCGAGGUGGAGGGAGACAUCCAGAGGGGAGGAGAAGAGGGGGUCAGAGACCACACCUACACUGAGGUGGGGAUCCGGAACUCACCCGUCCGCUGCUUUGACAAUGGGUUGUACGAGAGUGUAGGGGUUAGAGAGGUUGACACGGUGCCCCCAGCUCCCCCACCCACAUCAGCCAACACCCCAGCAACACCGAGGACCUCACAGAGCCCCAACGGGACCCGCACCGACGAUGUCCUCAAUGGGAACAGAAACAGGAAUGGGAAUGGAAAUGCCAGAGGAGCUGUUAAUGGGAGCAGCAGAGGAGGGAAGGGGCCCAACGGUGCUAACGGAUCGUCCCUGGCCCCCCAGGACCCCGUAACGGCAGAGUACGCCUCCAUACGGAAGGUCAAGAAGGUGGACAAGGCAACCAAGAAGGAGAAUGGGAAUGCAGAGUCAGAUGACCAAUCAAGUGUGGAAGAGUCACCCUCUGCCCCUCCCCCUCCACUGCCCCGCAGCCAGGAGUUUCUACAGAAACAGCUGGGUCCAUUCCACCUGCACGUCUUCCCUAAGGAGGCAGUGUUCAUGGGAAACGGGGAGCAGUACAUCUGGAAGCCCCCAGAGGACAAUGACAUCAUCACCUUGCACCCAGCGCCUAUACCCCCGGGGGAGAAUGGACAGGGAUACACACCCACAGCCAUGGAGAUUUCUGACACCUACUCCACUGUGUGUAAAACCCAGAAGAAGAAACCUCCCCUGGACAGCAAUGGAGCCAAUACCCUCCCCCAAAACCAGUGCUCUGUGGAGGAGAAUGGAGGAGGUGGGGGAGGGGGAGCAGGAGGGAAUGGGGCGUGGGUCGGUUCCGGGGGAGGGGUGAGGGGUCGUGGCCGGGGGAUCCAGGGUGGUCAGGCCCGAUCCCACGAGGAGCCCUGCUACGCGCCAGUAGGCGACAGGACCUGGCCCGCCUGUGUGGUAGCCAAGUCUGCCCCGGCGUACGCCACUAUAGACUCCCACCGGAAACGUGAGCCGGCAGGUACCAAUAUUGGUGUACUGGGGUCAAACGCCACACUGAAGCCCAAGAAGAAGCCUCCUCAGCAGGAAGCGCCAUCUCCAGGGGCCCCGGGCCCCCAGGGACCUCCAGCAGGUCCCCCGGCCCCUCUAACCAAGGCUCUGCCUGGGGGGGAGAACUUCUAUGAGACCAUCAGUGAUGUGAAACAGGGUGCUAACACAGCCAGCACCACCACCAUCUUCACCUUCAAUGACGGGAUGGAGAUGUACGUCACUGGCCUGUAGCUGAGAGACACUGGCUCACACACUGUGGGGAUCAGACCUGUUUGGGUUCUUCUGACCCUGUCUACACCUGGUAUAAGCUAUGAAAGGGACUGGCAACAAUGUAUAUAGCAAUGAGACCCACUGGUGAAACCAAGCAUCGGAAGUCACUUCCAUAAUACAAUGUCUCCAGUGAUAUGAUUAUGGCCACAUCCAGUUACAAAAGAAGAAGACAAUGUUUGGAGGUGGAUGUGGAGGCAUUCACCAGGUUUAGACAAGGUCUCUGACCCAGGGGCAGACACCAGACCCAACCAGUGGUGGAAAUGGACUUUUUGGUUCACUGACUGGGGGAUUCCAGAUAGGGGUUCCAGUGCCAGUUGUAGCUUUGAAAGGAACCCAGUUCCAGGGGUUCCUCCUCAUUUACACCACUGGACCAACAGAACCAGAACUACUCUACGUCUUUGAGAUGUAUCACAGAGCCAGUCUGGCUAACCCAGUCUGGCUAACCCAGUCUGGCUAACCCGAGCCUGAAUCAUUCGAGCCAGACUCAAACAACUGGUCCAACAAGACCAGACUGAGCAUCACGUUUUGCACUGGAUAACAGUGUCACUAUUCACUUGAUCUUACCUUACACACCCAUUUGUGUGACAUUUUCCAUAUAUAUUUAUUUUUGUAUAAAGAUGGUACCCUUAAUAAAGCAUGCCCUGUACAGAACGCACGACAUGAUAACACGCAAUCACAGAUACAUGUGCAAACACACACACACUGUAGGAAAACAUUGUUGUGCAUGAAAACACACAUUCUCACAAAGAUGACAGAGGAAAGAAGUGUGGAGACACCCAGGUGGCUUCACUUAGAAGUCCCCACCCCCUGAUGACAUAAUCGAUGGUGUCACUGGUAGCUUCACUUAGAAGACUACUGACUAACUACAUCAGGAGUCUUUUUCUACGGCAAUACAGGGGUAAUACAGGCCUACUUCAAACAUUUUAUAUAUUUUUUGUUAAUAAUAAUUAUUAAAUACAUUUCGAUUGAUCAGGUAGCUACUUCACGCGGCUAUGUUUAUAUUGUUCCUUUCUGUUCCUUUUUAAACCUCUGAAAUAUAUAUAUUUUCUUUACAAUUAGCUCAACAUUAAAUGACUUCACCAAUCAGUGCGGAUCGAGCAGAUUGCUAUGGAGCGGGCAAGCUAUUUGCAUGCAUUGGACAGACGAGUGUUGAGCACAAUAUGCGACUGAAAUUUGGCCAGUGGGGAGUGAGCGAGAGAGGGUGAAGAAGGCUUGGCUUGAUGCGCUGGGCAUCUUGUUGUUAUGAUAUGCAUGAUCGGAAUUAGGGCCACAAAAUUAGACCUACGGAGGAGUGGCUUGAAGGAACUUAGAAUGUCUUUGAGCUUCAGAGAAUUGGCUUAAUGUUAGACCAGCUAGCUAGCUAGCUAACUAAGAUAACAUUAUUAACCAGUUCCCAUGCUUUUAAAAGUUUAACAGUUCUGUUCCGGAAUAGUAUAUAUUAGUUUAAUUUGCGGUUGUGAUUCUGUACAUCUAAAUGUUUUGUUAUUUUACAGGUUUUUGGUUCUGUUCUCUGAACCGGUUCCAACCCCUGACGGUAACAUACUCUAACCUGGACGAGGCGCUCUCGUCUCAAACCCAACACUCUCCUGUACAACUUUUCCUUUUUGGUGUUCAAGGUAGAAAUUGCCCCUAACCACAGAUCUACAGCCCAUACAUACAGUACGCUGAAGAUGUCUUGUAGCUGUUCGUGGCUUUGGAUGAAAACGGUAUGGUGGUAAGGGAGUAUACUGUAUACGUACAUCUACAUAGAGCAAUCAUUCACUAUACAUCUGAAAUACAUCUAUCAGACUUACAUGCAGGGAUUUUGAGCAACUUUAUUUUAAUCUUGUAGAUAUUAGUCUUGUAGAGAUGUAUCGAGCUCAUCUGGGUUGAUAGGUCAGGGUAAAAUGACCACCGUUGUUCUUGUUGUCAGUGGUGACACAGUUCAUGCGAAGCAGUGGUCCACCUCAAGUUGCCUCACACUGUUAAUUCCAUCCAGAACUAUUGAGCUUUGACCACAGAGCAACAACUGACAAACCUAAGUCCUCCCUUUUCACAUCUCAAAAGUGGUCUAAUGUUGAGUUGAAUUCAUAUACCAACAGGUCUGUGGUGUAGAGCCUUGUAGAGAAAUUCGCAGGACUUAUGUUACAGACACACAGAGAAAUCGGACUGCCGAUAGGUACUUAGCACAGUAGAAGGCUGCAGUGGUGUGUCUAGAACAUGUUGAAUGGGUGGACAAGGUGGGGCACAGACCCAGUUUAGACGGGAAUAACAUUUACAACCUUAAUCGAUGUGCUUGCUCGUGCUCAAACAUUUUUGGUGGGCUUCAUAGUAAAGACACUGUGCACCCGUCAUUUGAAUGGAAAGGGACAUUUACAAACACCAGAAGUGUAAUGACAUUCGGCCUACAAGUGGUGUGUAUUCAUGGAUGCCAAAAGAAGCCAGGCUUCCCUCUGAAAUAUUAUAAUUAAUACAAUGAUUUCUCAUUGGUGUCUAUUUGUGUUUAAUAAUUUUCCUUAAAUUCUCAAGAGGCUGAAUCUAUUUCACCGGAGCGAGGGAAACAGCGCCUCUCUGGGCCAUCCCCUGGACACGCCACUAGGAGGCCAUUCCUUCUCUUUCUAGAACAAAAGAUGUCCCUGCUGUAUGCCGACCUGGUGCCGACAAACUUGCGGUUUCUACUUGUAGAAUCUCAAUGCUCGUCAGUGGCCUUAAACUUAACUUUGAUCCAAUCAGAGAGCACAAACCUCCACAUAGGGGAGCUGACCGAAGUGACAAGAAAUAGUAAAAAAUAGGGACAUUUCCCUAUUUUAUGUCUAGGAGUAUUGUGCUUGAAGAAAGAUUUUUAGUUAGGUUCAGUUUGAUAAUGUGCACCUGCUCAAUAGUUAGCUAGCUAGCUAACAUUAGCUUGCUAACUGAGCCAGGCAGUCACACACACUUCAUAUGAAACUAAUCGAGUUGGUAAGUACAUAUGGUGACAACAUUUAAAAUACGCAAAUGAGGGACAACAGGAUGAUUUUUACAGGACAUUUGUAUAGCCUACUGUAAACUCUCCUUCCAGACUCACAUUAAGCAUCUCCAAUCAAAAAUGAAAUCUAGAAUCAUGCCGCCAAACAUACCCUCGUAAAACUGCCUAUCCU